AUGUGUGAAUAGAGCACCAGGCAAACCGAAAACCCAAAAGACUAAACGGAAGAACAGGAAGGGUUUUGGGGGCGUUUCCAUCCAAUUCAAAAUUUGAAAUUCAUCAUCUAACUAUUAUGGACAUGGUAUCGCUCUCCAAAUUGAAGGUCCUCGCCCUCCGAUUGGGUUAUUCUCAAUCUUCCAGUUCCAGUAGAGUUGCUUCCACAUUCAAACGAUUUGUCUCUGGAGAUCCAAAACCCUCACAUUUUCCUCUUCAACAUCAGCUGCUACUCUGCAGACAUUUCACCUCUGAAACUUCAGAAAACCACAACGAUUUCACAGUCAAUUACCUCAUAAGCUCAUGUGGGUUGUCCCCAGAAGAUGCAAUUUCAGCCUCCAAGAGGGUCAAGCUGCGUUCUCCAGAAAGACCAGACUACUUUUUGUCCUUUCUCAGAAACCAUGGAUUCUCUGCAACCCAGAUCUCGAAGAUGGUCAGGUCAUACCCAAGACUUUUCCAAUUGCAUCCUGAGAGGACCAUUUUGCCAAAGCUUGAGUUUUUCACUUCUCUUGGAGUUUCAAAGGAGGAGCUUGCAAAAUCUCUGGCGUAUCAACCGAAGCUUUUGACUACGAGCUUGAACAACCGGAUUCUACCCACUUAUGAUUUCCUUCGGAGUUUGAUUUCUAAGAAAAAUGUCGCUUCUGUUUUCAAGCAUGGCUCGCGGAUUUUCAAGGACGGCCACUCCAAGAAUGUUGCCCCAAAUAUUGAGAUUUUGAAAGAAUCAGGUAUGCCCUAUUCCUGCAUUUCUCUGUUGCUUGCUCAUCACCCAAAAGUUUUAAUGGUAAAGCGUGAAGAGAUUGUUAAAGUUGUGGACGAGGUUAAGCAACUGGGUUUUAAUCUGCAAAAAUCAACUUCGGUGCCGGCAAUAAAAGCAUUGUGUGGUAGCAAUAGGUCUGCAUGUAAUCGAAAUCGCCAAGUUUAUAAGAGGUGGGGAUGGUCUGAGGAUGAUCUUGUCUCUGCUUUCAGGAGGCACCCGGUAUGUAUGAUUGUGUCGGAGAAGAAACUAAUGCUAGCAAUGGAAUUUUUAGUAAAUAAGAUGGGGUGGCCGUCGGUAAUGAUUGCCAAAUCCCCAGAGGUCAUGUGUUACAGUUUGGAGAAGAGACUCAUCCCCCGCUGCUUGGUUGUUAAAGUUUUGUUGCUGAAAGGAUUGAUAAAGGGGAUUGAAAACGUGAGUUUGAGUUCUGUGGUGGUGCCUGUAGAGAAGUUGUUCUUGGAGAGGUAUGUGGCCAGAUAUAUCGAUCAAGUACCUCAGUUAUUGAGUGUGUAUCGAGGAAAAGUUGAAGUCUGGGAUGUAUGAUGUUCGUAGGUCAAACGAGUUCAGAUGCAGCGCUGCUUGGUUGUUAAAGUUUUGUUGCUGAAAGGAUUGAUAAAGGGUAUUGAAAACGUGAGUUUGAGUUCUGUAUUGGUGCCGUCAGAGAAGCGCUUCUUGGAGAGUUAUGUGGCCAGAUAUAUCGAUCAAGUACCUCAGUUAUUGAGUGUGCAUCGAGGAAAAGUUGAAGUCCGGGAUGUAUGAUAUUCGUGUUAGAGUAUGAGUCUGAUUCAUACGGUUUGGUAAUAAUCCUUGUUGUCUCAGAUUGCUAUAGAGAAGUCUUAAUAUGUUUAUGAGAGUUAAUUUGACUUUGGUUUGGAUUGAAACUCUAUGUUGAUAAGCUUAAGACUAGAACUCGUAUAAGGAUUUUGUCUUGUAUUCCUUGUAGGAUUUUAAUAGGGCAAUCUAUGUUUAGUAUAAAAACAUAAGCCACUGCUCUCACAAAACAUUCGCUCAAUAUUGAACUAAGACCUAUUGUUAGUUUGAGUACUUUUGGUUUUGCAAGAGAGGAGAAGUUGCACUGUUUGAAGUCUGGUUUGGCUUCUUCUUCUACUACUUUUACGGGUUAGUUUGUCAUUAUGUUUAUCGGAUUGUGAUUUUAAUACUUGUAUAAAUUUGUGGUUCACGAGCUUAA
Molecule: messenger RNA, 1980 nt
Organism: Pyrus x bretschneideri (Chinese white pear)
Lineage: Eukaryota; Viridiplantae; Streptophyta; Magnoliopsida; Rosales; Rosaceae
Product: transcription termination factor MTERF2, chloroplastic-like
Exons: 1
Coding region: 117-1334 (405 amino acids)
Biological process (GO): chloroplast organization; regulation of DNA-templated transcription
Cellular component (GO): chloroplast
Molecular function (GO): double-stranded DNA binding
Source: RefSeq, a predicted model, not a curated record